Messenger RNA from Pleurotus ostreatus (oyster mushroom), 777 nucleotides. RefSeq lists its product as uncharacterized. Gene Ontology annotation, molecular function: ribonuclease III activity. Lineage: Eukaryota; Fungi; Basidiomycota; Agaricomycetes; Agaricales; Pleurotaceae. The record is from RefSeq and is a predicted model, not a curated record. The transcript is spliced from 5 exons. The coding region runs from base 1 to 777 and encodes 258 amino acids. Gene Ontology annotation, biological process: RNA processing.
AUGGCCGACCGCCCUCUUCCGCCUAUUCCCAAAAUUGAUGAUCCAAUCUUGUUCCUAGACGUCUAUACCCACAAAUCUAUCAGAGAAACCAAAAAUCAAGACUAUGGCGAUACUCAGCGCCUCUCGAUCUUGGGCGGAAAGGUGUUCAAUUUCACUGUCGCGAACGUCCUAUUCUUCGAGCGGCCAAUGAUUCCAGCCGACGAAAUGACUGAAAAGUUGAGGGACUUGACUUCAGAUACACAAAUCCAGGCUUGGGUCGACAGUUAUAAACUGAAGGACCGACUACUCUACACCCAAGAAUUCGCGGAACGCAUCAACGAAGCGGAUGAAACCCGAUUUUUCUUCUACUCGUACAUUGGUGCGGUGUACAUGCGUAGUGGAGUCACGCCCAUCCAAAACUGGAUCACUCGUCUUAUCAAUCCAGACGCUGAACCUGUUCCGCUAUUCAAUCCCCCUUCCCCGACGCGCCAACUGGGGGGUGCCAGCACCAGCCGGUCCCCCCCGCCCCCAGGCACGGUCCCACCUCCACUUCCUCAGACGACGCCCACCGGGGCACCGACAUCCCUCGGAAUCUUGGCCCGUCUCAACCAAACUGCCUCCCAGAGGAAUUUGCAGGUGACAUACCCAGCUGAACGUUGCGGUGAACCGCACAGUCCUCAGUGGACUGUGCAAUGUGUAGUCAAUGGCGAGACUAUGGGCUCCGGAAUUGGAAAGAGUCAGAAAAUUGCGAAGGAGGUCGCCGCUCAAGAGGCCUGGGCGGCUCUCGGAUGGUCGUAA